Mustela lutreola (European mink) is the source of this 527-nucleotide messenger RNA. RefSeq names its product small nuclear ribonucleoprotein polypeptide E (gene SNRPE). Gene Ontology annotation, cellular component: U4 snRNP; U2 snRNP; U1 snRNP. The record is from RefSeq and is a predicted model, not a curated record. Gene Ontology annotation, molecular function: RNA binding. The transcript has 5 exons. Gene Ontology annotation, biological process: spliceosomal snRNP assembly; mRNA splicing, via spliceosome. Lineage: Eukaryota; Metazoa; Chordata; Mammalia; Carnivora; Mustelidae. Bases 81 to 359 code for a protein of 92 amino acids.
GCGCCAUGCACUUCCGCUUCCGGUUCUUUAUUCCGGAAGUUGCUUUCUGAAAUAGCGUGCGGUCUUUGUCGGCUUCCACCAUGGCGUACCGUGGCCAGGGCCAAAAAGUGCAGAAGGUGAUGGUUCAGCCCAUCAACCUCAUCUUCAGAUACUUGCAGAAUAGAUCUCGAAUUCAGGUGUGGCUUUAUGAGCAAGUGAACAUGCGGAUAGAGGGCUGUAUCAUUGGUUUCGAUGAGUACAUGAACCUCGUAUUAGAUGAUGCCGAAGAGAUUCAUUCUAAAACAAAGUUAAGAAAACAACUGGGUCGGAUCAUGCUAAAAGGAGAUAAUAUUACCCUGCUCCAAAGUGUCUCCAACUAGAAAUGAUCAAUGAAGUGAGAAAUGUUUGAGAAGGCCAUGUAGUUUUAGGUUUUUUGAGAUGUUCUUUGUUGGGGUGUAUUUCUAAAACAUUUUGUUUGUAUUGUUUUGAUUAUCUUCAUGUUACUACCAAAAGACAAUAAAUGCUGUGGUAUUGUUUUUAUUUAAAAA